Messenger RNA from Paraglomus occultum, 1674 nucleotides. Lineage: Eukaryota; Fungi; Glomeromycota; Glomeromycetes; Paraglomerales; Paraglomeraceae. The record is from the annotation of a GenBank genome assembly.
AUGACUGGAUUAAAAUUCUUAAAUAUUGAGGCGACGGACAUUGAUCGUGGUUUAGAGUACUUACCGGAAAGUUUGGAAGAAUUUUAUUGUACCUCGUAUAAUACUCCAACUAGAGUGAGUAAGAUUGAAGAAAUUUUAAAAACUGUUCCUCCUCAGGAGCGAACAUUUGUUGCUGCAGAAAAUUUAGUUGAAGAGAUAAUUCUAUUAAAGCAAGCGAAAAUGGAGGUGAUUCAACCAAAAGAAGUGAUUCAGAAACAGUUGGAUUCUCUAAAUAAAAAAGAAAAAGAAUUAAAGGAAAUUUUAAAACAACUCAAGGAAAGAAAAUCAUCCUUGAUUGAGGAAGAGAUAGAUAAAUUUAAAAAAAGUAGCACAUUAAAAGGUGUGUUUCAUAAAGUAAAGAAUGUUGCUACUAGGCAGCAAUUAGAAAAAAUAAACAAAAAUGCUACGUUAGGGGAAAUUAGAGAUGCUUACAAAAGGCUGAGUUUAAAAUGGCAUCCUGAUAGUUUUGACCGUGGAAAUUCCCCUGCUAAAACUAGGAAGGAAGCCGAUGAAAUGUUUAAAAAAAUUAAAGAAGCCUGUGAAAUUCUUUCUGAUCCUCAAAAAAGAAGUGAAUAUGAUAACUCAACAGGAAAUGCCCAGCAAUGGUUGGUUAACUACUUAAAACAACGAUUUUCAAAUCAAGAAUCAUCACAAUAUACCAUUUCAGUUGGUGGCAGAAGAACAUAUAAUCCAUCCAGAGUAGCAACUAAUCCCAAAUUUAAAAUUGACUCUUUAGAGGCCAUUAGAGGCAAGAAUCUAGAAGGUCCUUUAAGUUUGGUAGAUUUUGUUGGCUUAAAAGAGAUUGAUUUAUCAGGUAAUAGAAUAACUAAAUUAGAGGCGAGUAAUUGUCCUAACCUGCAGGAUGAGUUACUUAGAAAUAAAAAAGAACUUGAAGAUCUCACUGAAAAAUUAUUGGAACAGAUUGAUGAAUUGAAAAAAAAGAAUGAUUCUCUUGAGAAGGAGAGAGAUAGUCGUCCUAACAUAACCCUAGGCGAGUGGGAAGGAACACAAAAAAAUAUUCAGGAUUUACAAGAGCAAAAUCAAGAAAUAGUUGAUAAAUUAUCUGCCAAAAAAAAGACUAAUAGCAAAUUAAGAGGUGAAAAAGAAGACCUAAAUAGAAGAUUAGAAGAACUGAUUAAGGCUAGAAACGAGUCUGAAGAGAAGUUAAACCAGGAAUAUAACAAUGUUUAUUUUCUUAAUAAAGAUAAAGAAGGUUUGGAAAGACAUUUGAAGGAACAGGGGAGUAAAUUGCAAAGACUGGAAAAAGAUUUAGAAACCAAAAAUAGUCAGGUGUAUGGCUUAGAAAAAGCCUUAAGAAAAAAAGAGAAUGAACUCACAAAUGCUUCACUAAGCCAUCAAUCGGUAGUCGGACAAAUGCAAACUUAUAUAUCUUCUUUGGAAAACAAAAACAUGUCUCUUGAAAGAACAGUUAAACAAUCAAAAGAACAAUUAGAUAAGUUAAACAUUAAGUAUCAAGGUGAAAUUGAUGACUUAAUUGAAUCUCAAGAAGAGUUAAACAAGGACAGCGCUAAUCCUCUCGCUCAAAAACAAUUAAAAAGAUCUAAAGCAAAACUUACUGAGAAAUUAGAAGAGGCAGAAAUUAAUGCAGUUUUAAUUAAAAAAAAAGAAGUGUGA